UGAAUGCGUAUUUGGUAUUGACUAUGUGAAAGCCUUUUGCAUUAUUGAGGAGAAGUUUGUAGCAGAGCGCCUCCUUUGAUCGUCGCUGAACGAACGACGUGCUGGCAUCGACACUCGGCCACGUACCGUGAUUGCGCUGGCUGGUAUACAAAGACUUCAAGCAACUACCAACCCUUUGCCUUCCUUUUCAGGUUUCUUCGUCACAGGAGCUUUACAAAAUCAGCAAAUUACUAUGGCAACUUUCACUGAACGUUACGGCGAAGAGCUUUCACACUUUUGUAAAAACGAUGAUGUACCUUCUUUUCGCAAUUGGGCAGAGCAGCGCAACGACAACGACUGGUCAGACUUCCUGAGAGUGUCGACACAAUUUGACGCAGCUCGAAUCGCCAAAUAUUGCCUACAGCAAGGUGCAAGUCCCAAUCUAUUGGUGCUCUCAUCGAUGGCGGCAUGUGGCGCCGAGCACGUUCAUCGUGUGCUAAUAGAAAACGGGCUCAACAUCAACGAGUACAUUGAGAUCUGGAAAGACGCCCUCGCAGCUGCAGUCAAGCACAACAACAUAAGCUGGACAAAAUUCUGCCUGGACAAAGGCGCCGAUCCUAACCACGCUAAGCUUGACGAUUAUCGCUCGCUGCUGGCCGAAGCAGCUGGCAACGGCAAUAUUAGCAUUAUGCGACUGCUGCUGGACCAUGGCGCAGAGCGCAAGAAGAGCGGCGCAUUAAUCUAUGCGGCGGAGGAAGGCAAUGCAGAUUCCAUCAAAUUCCUGCUGGAUCAAGGCCUUGACAUUAACGAAAUUGGAAUCGAAGAACCGACGGACCCACGCUCGUUAGAAGAUGUCGGUACAGCACUGCACAAGGCGAUCGAGGCACACCCGGAGCUGGUAGGUCUGCUCCUUGCUACUGAUAUGAAUUCCAAGGAUGGUUAUGGUAGAACGCCAUUUGAGCUAGCAGAGCAACUUGGGAGGACCGAGAUCUUGGACAAGCUUAUGCUGUACUAGUACACUUUACGAAAUUCCUCUUUUUCCACAAGCUGAUCCUCCUUGUUGGAGGUAAAAGCUUGGGGUUAGGCGACAUGGCCGGCCGUCCCUAUCCAAAAUGUCCAACCUAUCCAAAAUGAUUGAUUUGAUUUGAUUUGUUCUGUUAGGCUAUUCACAGUGUCCGUAUGAGCCGUCU
This is a messenger RNA of Dissoconium aciculare CBS 342.82, 1169 nucleotides long. Its product is annotated as ankyrin. The transcript has a single exon. Bases 233 to 994 code for a protein of 253 amino acids. The record is from RefSeq and is a predicted model, not a curated record. Gene Ontology annotation, molecular function: protein binding. NCBI's taxonomy places the organism in Eukaryota, Fungi, Ascomycota, Dothideomycetes, Mycosphaerellales, Dissoconiaceae.